Monascus purpureus is the source of this 720-nucleotide messenger RNA. Lineage: Eukaryota; Fungi; Ascomycota; Eurotiomycetes; Eurotiales; Aspergillaceae. The record is from the annotation of a GenBank genome assembly.
AUGGAGAAAAAUAUCCCUCUUUAUAGCAGCCGGUCUCCUUGGACUGGCUAUUAUCGUCAUCGUCAUCACCCUUCCUAUCGUUCUACGAAUCGACCUCAUCAUGACCAGUCAAGUUACUACCAAAUAAAGAACAAGCCGGUUCUCGCCCUUCAGGAUUUCCCCGAUCCGGGGCUGAUUCAUUUCAAUGGCACAUGGUUUGCCUAUGGUACCGAUGCGAGGGUAAACAAUACACGAGUUCCUCACGUUCCCGUCGCUACGUCUCGGGAUUUUGUCAAUUGGACUCUAGUACAGGGUUACGCUACGCUGCCUAUCCUGGCGCAUUGGGAGGCAGGAGUCAAUCAUUGGGCUCCAGACGUGAUCCAGAGAGGCGAUGGAUGCUUCGUGCUAUAUUACUCCGCAGGAUUGGAAGAUUGGAUGCCCCAUCACUGCGUAGGCGUUGCAGUCUCGAACGACACAAACCCACUGGGCCCUUACCACCUCGACCCUACCCCACUGGCCUGCCCAUGCGAAUUCGGCGGCGCCAUCGACCCGUCUCCCUUCCGAGACAUCAAUGGAAAAUUAUACGUCACCUACAAGGCCGACGGCAACAGUGUCGGACGCGGCGGCAACUGCGGUAAUGGCAAGAAACCACUCGUCUCGGUCCCGAUCAUGCUCCAGGAACUAGAAAGCGAUGGAGUCACACGAGUCGGUGAUCCCGGUGAAGAUUCUCGAUAUCACUAA